UUAAGCCGUAGAAGUGAGAAGGCUUCAACUUAACAGUUGAUUAUGGCACUGAAGAAGAAAGUAGUACAAUUAUGGUAAUAGUCAACAUGUACUGAAUGAUUACCACGUGGCACUGUGUUAAGUACCUUUAGAGGUCUUACCUAUUUCAAUCUCAGGACAACUCUAUCAGAUCAGUGGUGUUCUCUUUUACAGUGAGAAAGCUAGGAGGUACAUCCAAGGAGUUUGCCUUUAGACUCUCACUCAGAGCCACUAUGCUGCUAGAGAACCUUCCUGUGCAUUUUUAUGGUUAUGCCUAUACUUUUUAAGUUGGGUUAUAAAAAGUAUACAUUUAAAUACAAUGUGCUCAUGGUGCAGGUGUUGCAAGUUGGAGUAAGUGAGCCUGAUUUUCAGAACCCUGUCAUCUUAGAACUGGAGAGGGCUACUGAGCGUAGGGUGUCAGUGAGGAAUGUCUUCUGUAGCUUUUAGAACGGUUCCUCCACACAAGACACCCACAAGAGAGGCAUCUCAUACCUGUCUAAAUCCUUCUGAUCUUUCGAUGCCCACCACAAAUGCCAGUUCCUUCAGGUAGCAGUCUUUGGUUAUAUAAAAAGAUAUACAUGGGAGAUAUUUCUAAAUUAUGAAGCCAAUAACCAAAAGAUGCAUUUUAUCAUUCAAGUUACCCUCGCUCCUUUCUUGGCCUCAGUUUCUCUAAACUGAAAAGAAGCGGAUAUUUAGCCUAUCUCUUCCUUUUACAAUUUUUAUCCCUAACUCCUUCAGAAUUCUGCAAAGCUGCCUUAAAAAGCAAAGCUCCUUGCUCAGACCUGCAGGAGGCGGCUCCUCCGCGUUGGCAGCUCAGCAGGGCGGGGCUGGAGAUGCAGGAGAGAGGCGGGGGCUCGGAGGGAAGCACCGCGCGGAGCCACGUGACUUCCUUCCAAGGAGCCACUGCUGCGGGCCUCCCAGCAACCGGUGCGUCCCGCCUAACAACGCCUGCGCAUCCCGGUUGGUCCUCGGGAACGCAUGAGAAAAGAAGGCCCUCACGGUCGAGCUGCUCAUUGGCUUGAGCUACGGUCGCUCAGGCGCGUUGCCAGAGCGCCCGCAGGCGGUGCUGCCGGAAGCCCCUCCCAUUGGCCACCGAGUUUGUGGCUGGCUGGCGGACGCUGUCACUCCGGGGCCGUUUCCCUGAGGCCGGCUCUCUGCUGGGGGUGGAAGAGGGGCCGAACUGCGGCCUGACUAGCCGUUGCUGCCGCCGCGGUCUUCGCAGCUGCUAUGACCAGCGGGCGAGGCACCCUCCUCAGCUCGGUGCAGCGCUAGUCGCGGUCGUGAGCCCGCCGUAGCCGUCUGGGUCCCCAGCGCGGCCGCUCCCGCGGCCCCCUCGGCUCUUCCAGUGCCGCCAGCGAGGCGAGGCGGAGGCAGGAUGAAGAUGACGGUGGAUUUCGAGGAGUGUCUGAAGGACUCGCCCCGCUUCAGAGCUGCUUUGGAAGAAGUAGAAGGAGAUGUGGCAGAAUUGGAACUAAAACUCGAUAAGCUUGUGAAGCUUUGUAUUGCGAUGAUUGAUACUGGAAAAGCCUUUUGUGUUGCAAAUAAACAGUUCAUGAAUGGGAUUCGCGACCUGGCACAGUAUUCUAGUAACGACGCUGUAGUUGAGACAAGUUUGACCAAGUUUUCUGACAGCCUUCAAGAAAUGAUAAAUUUUCACACAAUCCUAUUUGACCGAACUCAGAGAUCAAUUAAGGCCCAACUUCAGAACUUUGUUAAAGAAGAUCUUAGAAAAUUCAAAGAUGCCAAGAAGCAAUUUGAAAAAGUCAGUGAAGAGAAAGAAAAUGCAUUAGUAAAAAAUGCUCAAGUACAAAGAAACAAACAACAUGAAGUUGAAGAAGCUACAAACAUCCUGACAGCAACAAGAAAAUGUUUUCGACAUAUAGCCCUCGACUAUGUACUUCAGAUAAAUGUCCUUCAAUCAAAAAGGAGAUCAGAAAUCCUAAAUUCAAUGUUAUCCUUUAUGUUUGCCCAUUUGGCCUUCUUUCACCAAGGAUAUGAUCUAUUUAGUGAACUUGGGCCCUACAUGAAGGAUCUUGGUGUACAGUUGGAUCAAUUGGUUGUGGAUGCAGCAAAAGAGAAAAGAGAGAUGGAGCAAAAACAUUCCACCAUUCAGCAAAAGGCUGCAUUACAGGAUUUCUCCAGUGAUGAUUCUAAGUUAGAAUAUAAUGUAGAUGCUGCAAAUGGCAUUGUUAUGGAAGGAUAUCUGUUCAAACGAGCCAGCAAUGCUUUCAAAACUUGGAACAGGAAAAAGCCCGAUCAUAUCAGACGCUGGUUUUCAAUACAGAACAAUCAGUUGGUUUACCAGAAAAAGUUUAAGGAUAACCCUACCGUGGUAGUAGAAGAUCUGAGGCUCUGCACAGUGAAACAUUGUGAAGACAUAGAACGAAGAUUCUGCUUUGAGGUGGUCUCGCCGACAAAAAGUUGUAUGCUUCAGGCAGAUUCUGAAAAGCUGCGCCAGGCAUGGAUUAAGGCUGUUCAGACCAGUAUUGCUACUGCUUAUAGAGAGAAGGGUGAUGAAUCAGAGAAGCUGGAUAAGAAAUCAUCCCCAUCCACAGGAAGCCUAGAUUCUGGAAAUGAGUCAAAAGAGAAAUUAUUGAAAGGAGAAAGUGCACUGCAGCGAGUCCAGUGUAUCCCUGGCAAUGCCAGCUGUUGUGACUGUGGUCUGGCAGACCCACGGUGGGCCAGCAUCAACCUGGGCAUCACCCUGUGUAUCGAGUGUUCCGGGAUUCACCGGAGUCUGGGAGUUCAUUUUUCAAAAGUACGUUCUUUAACUUUAGACACCUGGGAGCCUGAACUUUUAAAGCUUAUGUGUGAGUUGGGGAAUGAUGUUAUAAAUCGAGUUUAUGAAGCUAAAGUGGAAAAAAUGGGAAUAAAGAAACCACAACCAGGACAAAGACAGGAGAAAGAGGCAUAUAUCAGAGCAAAAUAUGUGGAGAGAAAAUUUGUGGACAAAUAUUCUAUAUCAUCAUCAACUCCUGAGCAGGAAAAAAAGAUUGUCUCCAAAAGUUGUGAAGAAAAGAGGCUGAGCAUUUCUAAACUUGGGCCAGGUGACCAAGUCAGAGCGUCUUCCCAAAGUUCAGUGGUUGCUGUAAAUAGCGACGAGGCCAGGCGGGAGUCUCUGUUCUGUCCUGAUGAGCUAGAUUCACUCUUCUCCUACUUUGAUACUUCUUCAAAACUGCGUAGUAUGAAAAGUAAUGACAGUGGAAUCCAGCAGAGCUGUGAUGAUGGAAGAGAAUCUUUACCCUCCACAGUGUCAGCCAAUAGUUUAUAUGAGCCUGAGGGAGAAAGGCAAGAUUCUUCUGUGUUACUCGAAUCUAAACAUCUUAACCCAGGACUCCAGCUUUAUAGGGCGUCAUACGAAAAAAAUCUUCCUAAAAUGGCUGAGGCUUUGGCUCAUGGUGCAGAUGUGAACUGGGCUAAUUCAGAGGAAAACAAAGCAACACCACUUAUUCAGGCUGUAUUAGGGGGCUCUUUGGUGACAUGCGAGUUUCUCCUACAGAAUGGUGCUAAUGUGAACCAAAGAGACGUACAAGGGCGGGGGCCACUGCACCAUGCCACUGUCUUAGGGCACACGGGGCAGGUAUGUUUAUUCCUAAAACGAGGUGCCAAUCAACAUGCCACUGAUGAAGAAGGGAAAGACCCUUUGAGUAUAGCUGUGGAAGCAGCCAAUGCUGAUAUAGUGACCUUGUUACGUUUAGCAAGAAUGAAUGAAGAGAUGCGGGAAUCGGAAGGACUUUAUGGACAGCCAGGUGAUGAAACUUAUCAGGAUAUUUUUCGUGAUUUUUCCCAAAUGGCAUCCAAUAAUCCAGAGAAACUGAAUCGUUUCCAGCAAGAUUCACAGAAAUUCUGAAUUUUUUUAAGAAGGGAAAAAUAUUAAAGCUGGUGACCCCCUAAUGUGUAGAUCUGAAAACUCACACAUUUGUGUUGAUUUAAUUCUGCUUACUUAAUUUUAGGAGAUAUUGAUUGAGUGGUUUGGAGAAAAGGUAUCCAUUCAUUGAUAUUUUUAGUAGUUGGAAGAAGAACCUGCUACUUCAGGACCUCUUUUAUUAAAAAAAGAGAAAAGGCCUGUUUAAAGGGCUAUUUUUAUAGAUAAAAAGUUGAAUCUGGACUGAAGCCGUCUUUAGAUUACAAUAGGCUAAGAGUUUAGAAGAAAUCUUUUUUUGCCAGUGGGUGGUAGCAUCCAUUAUUACUUUUUCUAUGCAACUUGCCCAGGAUCAUUCAGUCAAGUGGGAGCUGACUGUCCUGCCUGCCUCCAGACUGUAUCUUUUCUUUAGUUUCCCUGAUGAGUUUUAGUGGUUUAGAAAUCGUUGUGUUUUGUUUUUCGUAGCCUCGUUAUCAUACACACAAUACAAAUUCAGUUAUUAGAACUAGAAAAUAGUUUCCCCCAUUUGCUCAUAAAUGCAGUUGUAGUCCUUAGAUAUCUGAUUAUUAGUACUUUAGCAUCUUUAACAUACAUAUAAAUGGUUGCGCAGGUAGACAUAACUCAGUCCUUCAGAUUUAUUCCAUUUUAUGAAGCAAAAAGAAGCCCUUAAAACAAUUUUCUUUCAAAUCACCAGAAGAAUCUCAGUUAGAGAGGUUGUAGUUCUUCAUUGUUGGGUUGACUUCCUAAAACCUUGACAAAUUUAUUGACGUAAUAAAACUGUUUCAAAGGUCACUUCAAUGUCACAAAAUUAUGCUUUCAUCAAAUUUCAAAAGAAAAGUUGAUUUUUAAAGUAAUG
Molecule: messenger RNA, 4736 nt
Organism: Rhinolophus ferrumequinum (greater horseshoe bat)
Lineage: Eukaryota; Metazoa; Chordata; Mammalia; Chiroptera; Rhinolophidae
Gene: ACAP2
Product: ArfGAP with coiled-coil, ankyrin repeat and PH domains 2
Exons: 26
Coding region: 1394-3868 (824 amino acids)
Cellular component (GO): cytoplasm; endosome membrane
Molecular function (GO): GTPase activator activity; protein binding
Source: RefSeq, a predicted model, not a curated record